Acanthosepion pharaonis is the source of this 810-nucleotide messenger RNA. Lineage: Eukaryota; Metazoa; Mollusca; Cephalopoda; Sepiida; Sepiidae. The record is from the annotation of a GenBank genome assembly.
AUGUCAAUUUGUCGAAUAACAAAUUCGGCUCUUUUGGAACAGUCAAGUCCUAAUUAUGGCCAUUUUACUGAUGAGGAGAAACUUCAUUGUACAUCAAAUAUGUAUACAAUCCAGGAGCAAGAAGUGAAGAAAUCUCCAACCAGAAGGUUAAAUAUUCAAGAUACUAGUUUACUCCAAGGUGGUGCAGAGAAUUAUAAGAGCCUUAAAUCUCCUCAGCUUCCAACUGCUCCUUGCCAAUCUCCUGAUAGACUUCUAAUAAAUAAUUCCAAUGAUUCAAGCGGGCAAAAAUCUGUUCCUAUUUCACUGAAGACUUUGCAUGCUCAAGACACAGCACCAUUGCUAUCGACUUCAGAUAAAUAUCUCCCAAAAUCACCAAGUGAAUUGUCUUCAAAACAGAACAGUUCAUGCAGCAAACCUCAAACAAAUUUUGAAAAACUUCCCUUGUCUGUGGAGUCUGUUCCAAAUCCCAAUGUAAAAACAUCACAAAUGCAGGUUUAUCCCAGUCCAACCAAUGCGAAUCCAUUGGGAAACAGCUCAAGUGGUCUAUCAUCGUCGUCAUCAACUGUUGCUCCAUCCAAUGCUUUUUCUUUCAAAUUAAUGCACAGUGUUGUUCAAGAUGCUAUGGAAGAGUUUACCGACCAAAUUCAUAAUAACUUCCUUUGUAUGCAAAUGAACAUUCUUCAUAUGUUUCAACGACAACAGGCUGAAUUAAGAUAUGAUUUGAAUCAGCAGUUGUCCAUUGUGAAGGAAUUAGUAGCUGAGAACCGGCAAUUAAAACAAGAAAAUAAACAGUUGCGUAAGAAUUAUUAG